This is a messenger RNA of Tuber aestivum (summer truffle), 1132 nucleotides long. NCBI's taxonomy places the organism in Eukaryota, Fungi, Ascomycota, Pezizomycetes, Pezizales, Tuberaceae. The record is from the annotation of a GenBank genome assembly.
ACUCUCAGCAAUCAACCCCUUCAGGUCCGCUUGCUUGCCACCAAACCUCACUCGACCACGAAAGCGAAACAGGAACAAAAACAAUCCCUCAUGGACUCCUCGGAAGCGGUGGAGCUCCUCGAUCUUCUGGAUGAGCAAAUCGAUGACCUUGGGGCUGCUGUCGAGCCCCUCCUCAAGGACGCCAUUUCCGGAGCCGCUAUACAACUCCCAGUCGUCGAUAAAGCAAAACUCUACGUUCUCACAUCUUAUGUUUUGGAAUCUCUUUUGUUCUGUAAUUUCCCCCAAACACCCUGCUUGGCAAAUCGCACAACGCUGACUUUCUCAAGCCUACCUGAAACUAAACAACACCGACCUCAAGUCCCACGCAAUCAUGUCCGAGCUCGCGCGCGUUCGCAGCUACAUGGCGAAGAUCAAGGAAGCCCAGCCAAAUAUGCAUAGGCGCGAAAUGACUAUCAACAAGGAAGCCGUGGAGAGAAUCGUAAAUGCCGGAUUAGCAGGGAACGACAAGUGGGACGCUGAGAACGCUGAGACGAAGGCUAAGGAGCGCGCAGCGGCAUUGGCAAAGUUUAAUGCGCUGAGCGAGAAGAUCGAGCGGGAAACGGGAAAAUUGUCCAAAAAGCAAAGGCAGAAGGAAAGGAAAGCAAAGAGGAAUCGGGAGGCUGCCGCGGCUCAGAGGGAGCUAGACUACGAUGAGUCCGGAGAAAUUGUUGCGAUCGACGCCGGCGGUGAGGUGGUGGCGGAGAGUGCCGGGGAGGGAGAAGGGAAAACGGGAGUGGAUGAGAAAGUAGAAGUUGGAGUUGAAGGGGUGGAGGCCGAAGCCGAGGAUAAAGAGGUCGUGGAGGAGAAACGGGCCGGCUCUUCCAAGAGGACUAAACCGUCCAAGAAUCGGUCAAAAAAGCGUCGGAAAGCGGCCACAGGGAGAGAAUACUCCCCCCACCGACAAUCUCACGAUCCACUAAAACAAUAGAACUACCACGCCCACGAUAUUCCACCACUGAGAUUUUUAUUCAACUUUUACUAUUUUUCUUUGCUCUAUAAAGCAGCUUUCCACUGGGUCUCUCCUGCUGUCUACGAUGUUUAGUGUUUUGUACGAUAGAUAAAGUUGGAUCAUUGGGGCGUGUCUUUUUUCCCU